AUGGGGCUGUUCUAUAGUAAGAGCCAGACAGAACCAUCUCCAUGCAACUUGCUCACCGUAAAAAUCAUACGGAUGAAAAAUGCCAGGAAAGCAGACUUGCUAACCCAGUCGGACUGCUACGUGAGCCUAAGCCUGCCAACAGCGUCUGUGCAGCAUUUCCGCACCAAAACGGUCCAGAACAGCAAGAACCCGACAUGGAACGAAACCUUUCACUUCACGAUUCAGAGCCAGGUUAAGAACAUUCUGGAGCUGAAAGUUUGUGAUGAGGACAACGUAACUGAAGAUGACCAUCUCCUCACUGUAUUCUUCGAUGUCUCCAAAAUCCACCUUGGAGAAAACAUUCAGCUGUGUUUCCAGCUGAAUCCACAGGGAAAAGAGGAGCUGGAGGUUGAAUUCACAAUGGAGAGCAGUCCGGAUCCUCCUGAAAACAUUGUUACUAAUGGAGUUUUAGUGUCCCGUGAAGUUUCCUGUUUGGAGGUGCAGGUGGAUGGCGGGAGGCUGAGGAAGGACAGUACAGAGAGAAAGUUUGCAUUAACUGUGGAGGGGUCGUAUGAAGGAACCCAGACCCAUACACUGAGCUCCUGCCUCUGCCCGACCUCCCCGACCAGGUUCCACUACAUCAAAUAUAAUCAGUCGGCACUCACUGUGGCUCUACCGCGGCGGAGGCGGCUCAGCAGGUCUAUAUCAAGUCAAAAUGAAAGGGAUAUGAAUGAGUCUGUGACUCUAGCUCUGAACUUGCUUCCUAUACAAGAGAAAAUAACAAUAGCAGAGGACAGGACAAUUGACUUGUACACAAAGGCAAAUGAAUGGACUCAGGGUCUGUGUUUCAGGCCAAGAAACCUGGAUGCCCGCCUAGGGUUUGACCUGUGCACUGAAGAACAGGAUUUCCUGCAAAAUCGGAGGAAGGUAGUUGCUGAUGCACUCAAGGAGGUUCUUCAUCUGGAGGAAGAUCUGCAAGACCAUGAGGUGCCUAUAGUGGCUGUGACCACAGCAGGAUGUGGGAUAAGAGCACUCACUGCCAUGUAUGGCAGCAUUUUGGGUCUUCAAAAGUUGCGUGUUCUGGAUUGCGUUUCAUACAUCAGUGGCUCGUCAGGCACAACAUGGACAAUGACAAAACUGUAUGAAGAUGCUGAUUGGUCACGUAAGGAUCUUGGAGAAAUAAUUAUUGAAGCUCGGAAGCAAGCAGCCAAGUGCAAGAUGGGGGCUUUUUGCUUAAGAAGUUUGAGGAAUUAUUACAGAGAGCUGAGCCAAAGGACCCAAGCAGGACAUAAAACAUCUUUUAUUGAUCUGUGGGGGCUCAUGAUUGAAUCCAUGUUAAAUGAUGGGAAAUGCCACCACAGACUUUCUGAUCAACGUCGGGCAUUGAAUCAGGGUCAGAACCCACUGCCCAUCUACCUUGCCCUCAAUGUCAAGGACAAAGUUGCCACCAAAGAUUUUAGAGAGUGGGUGGAGUUCACGCCGUAUGAGGUGGGCUUCCUGAAGUAUGGUGCCUUCAUUCGUGCGGAGGAUUUUGGCAGCGAGUUCUUCAUGGGUCGCCUGAUGAAGAAGCUCCCUGAGUCCCGGAUCUGUUUCAUGCAAGGAAUGUGGAGUAGUAUCUUCUCCAAAAACCUCUUGGAUGCCUGGCACGCAGCUGACAAUUCAGAGGACUUCUGGCGCAGGUGGACCCAAGACAGAGUGACUGAAAUAGAGGAACAACCAGACUUGACCGAGAAGCCAUACGAGAUGGCUACAUGCAUGUUCACCCCUACGAGCGGCCUCUCCACGGCUCUCCGGGAUAUCCUGACGGACCGCCCUGCUGUCUCCAAGUACCACAACUUCCUGAGGGGCUUCCAGAUGCACAACGAGUACAUCCAGCAGGAGCAUUUCACAAAAUGGAAAGACACUUUGCUAGACACCUCUCCUAAUGACCUGAGAGGCCACUCAGAGCACCUGGAGUUGGUGGAUGCAGCUUUCUUCUUUGAAACUAGCUGCCCACCCCUUAUGAGACCAGAGCGGAAAGUGGAUGUCAUCAUACACUUAAAUUACACCGGUGGAUCACAGACCUUGCCCCUGGAGCAGGCUUGCAGAUACUUCUCAGAGCAGGGAAUUCCGUUUCCCAGCAUUGGGCUGAAGGAUGAUGAGAAGAACCUGAAAGAGUGCUAUAUGUUUGAUGGUGCAGACACCCCAGGAGCUCCUCUGCUGCUUUAUUUUCCAUUAGUGAAUGACACCUUCCAAAGAUAUGUAGCACCUGGCAUGUCACGUAGUGCUGCUGAAAUGGAACAGGGCAAGGUUGAUAUCUCCAGUUUCUGCUCUCCAUACUCAACGAGGGAGGUCUCGCUGAAAGCAGAAGAUUUCAACAAGCUCCUGAAGCUUACUAAUUACAACAUCAUGAACAACGAGAACAUGAUUCUUCAGGCCUUGCGCAUGGCUGUGGCACGAAAGAAACAAGCUCCGAGCCAGCCAAUAUCACAAUCCUCUGCUUGA
This is a messenger RNA of Haliaeetus leucocephalus (bald eagle), 2463 nucleotides long. RefSeq names its product cytosolic phospholipase A2 epsilon-like. NCBI's taxonomy places the organism in Eukaryota, Metazoa, Chordata, Aves, Accipitriformes, Accipitridae. Gene Ontology annotation, biological process: glycerophospholipid catabolic process. Gene Ontology annotation, molecular function: calcium-dependent phospholipid binding; calcium ion binding. The transcript is spliced from 20 exons. Gene Ontology annotation, cellular component: cytosol. The record is from RefSeq and is a predicted model, not a curated record. Bases 1 to 2463 code for a protein of 820 amino acids.